Molecule: messenger RNA, 1827 nt
Organism: Uncinocarpus reesii 1704
Lineage: Eukaryota; Fungi; Ascomycota; Eurotiomycetes; Onygenales; Onygenaceae
Exons: 4
Coding region: 1-1827 (608 amino acids)
Biological process (GO): regulation of transcription by RNA polymerase II
Cellular component (GO): Set3 complex
Molecular function (GO): protein binding; transcription corepressor activity
Source: RefSeq, a predicted model, not a curated record
AUGUGCAGGACGAUACUACCUCGCAAACGUUGCUGCAACCUGCAGCAAAUCCGUCAUGGGGAAGCAGCGGUAAUGCUACAGCGUGGCUGGAACCAUGAUCCCCAGAAAUUACCCUUUGCCCCGUACAUCAAAACGCAUGGGCUGGUCACUUUGAUCCAGAAAGGGCUUCAAUACUAUGACCUUGAAAAGUCGGUGGACAAGAAUGGGAACUCAGUCUCCCCUAACGUUUCAUUCUUCGGUCCCGGCGACAUUCAAACUGGCGCCUUUGAGACAGCUCAAGAUUCCACCGAAACCAAGGAAACGACCAUAGCCGGAAAUGCAGAACCAAUGUCUACUGCAUCUGCCGGGACGACUCCUAGAAUUGAUGGUGAAAUCAAAGCGCAAACUCCGACUGCAAGCGUCCCAACUGUAAAUCCACGGGAUGGCGAAGCCAGUGAGCUCGAGAAAGCUGCCACGAAAGCAGACGGCGUGGAAAUGGAAGUUGACAGACCCGAGCAAAUUGGUGAACCGUCUCUAACACCUCGCCCACCUUUCUCUCCCGCUACGGCUGUAGUCGACGCAGACGGGGACGUCGGCAUGAUCGAAUCGCAGGAGCAAGAGCCUCAAACGCCGAUUUUCACGCUAACGACAGGGCAAAGUGUUGGCGUGCAAGUAUCUCCUAUCAAAGCCGCUGAUUUGGGUCCGGAAACCGCACUGAUAGACGCACUGGGGGAGAGUCAUGUCAUGCGCACCGCUUGGCGACCAAAUGAUCCCCUUACUUUUGCUGCAGCUGGUGAUACGUUUUGCGGACUAUGGAAGUUGUCGGGACAGCGCCCCUCUACGCCCCCUACUCGCACGACGCUAGUGACCAGUUCAUGCGUUACGGCCAUGGACUGGGACUCAACUGGGGAAAUGCUUGCUGUGGCCACCUACGAUAAUUUCUUUGGGACCAUAACGAUGUACGAUGCGAGCGGAACUGCCGUAGAUGUGCUCCCGGAAUCCCCGCGGUUGGUUUCAGGCUUGCGAUGGGCCGAGAAGGGUUCGCAGGUUGCCAUUGUAGCGUGCGAUGGCGAACGCUCCGAACUUUUCUUGUGGAGUCAGGAAUCGCGGCCAGAUUCUCUCAUAAACCCAGAAAUAAUCGAUAGGCCAAUAUACGACGUUGUGUGGUGUACAAGCUAUCAUAUAUUUGCAUGUGGAGAUGGUUUCAUCUAUCAGUGCAAUGUUGGGGAGAACAUCCAGGUAUCUAAAACUUUUACAUCUGGAGAAAAGAUGGAACCCUGGACACUAUUAAAAACGUUAUCCACAAACGAGAUGCCCAUUGCUGUGGCUGCGUCGACUUCAACUGCGCAUAUUUGGAUUCCUACUCACGACAUCCACGUGGAAACUGCUCAUCACGGAGAUAUUACCGGGCUCGAAAUACGCCCGCGCCAGAAGUCUAUUAAAUCUUCGGUUACGACAUCUUUCACAGUGGCUACAUCUUCUAUGGACGAUACUGUUAAGCUCUGGAAUGUGGAUUUAAAUUCGAAAGUCGUGCAGUGCCACUACCGGUUAUUCCUUGGGGCCGCGUCUCCCGCCCUUGCACUUAGCUUUACCCCAGAUGGGUAUGCUAUCGCUGCUGCCAGCUACACUAAACUCUCCAUAUGGUGUGCUGACCGAGGUGGUACACCUAUGGCAACGUGGGAUGCGGCAUCUGAAAAACCGACAGAUGAGGCCAAUCAAGAGGGCCCUAUGGAGCUUGACUUGUCAGAUGAGUCAAUGAUGGAUCGACCGUUAUCAUGGGAUAGCGAUGGCAAAAAGCUUGCUUUAGGAUUUGGCAGAAAGAUGGCAAUUAUAAACCUUCAGCGGUGA